Molecule: messenger RNA, 249 nt
Organism: Strongylus vulgaris
Lineage: Eukaryota; Metazoa; Nematoda; Chromadorea; Rhabditida; Strongylidae
Source: the annotation of a GenBank genome assembly
AUGAAUAUCAAUGCAAUGACAGAAGUCACGGAUGACCAAUUGUUGCGUCUCCGAGCUGAUGUGGUAUUUUUAGCUAGUCGGCAUAUCACUUCAAAAGCAGUGAAUCAAAUCGUUCAAGAAUGGUUUGAAGGUAAGCGAAAGAUUAGCCAAAUGUUCUUUGAUGCAAUGAAAGAGCCUUCGAAGGAUGCCGUUUUGGAAGGCAUCGAUCCAGAACAAUUUCGUACUGCUGAUGAGCUUCUCAAAAUGUAG